Molecule: messenger RNA, 2199 nt
Organism: Acanthoscelides obtectus
Lineage: Eukaryota; Metazoa; Arthropoda; Insecta; Coleoptera; Chrysomelidae
Source: the annotation of a GenBank genome assembly
AGGUGGGUCUUUAUCAUCUUUAGCAUGAAGUAUAGUUGUGGUACGAAAAAACAAACAUGGCAGUUCGGAUUAGGAUAACUCCAUGUUGCUACACUAUUGUUGACUUUCACUGCCUGGUGCAACAGUCACUUAAGAAAAGCUGGCACAGGCAUCGACAACAUCGAAGAAGAUUUCCGCAAUGGCCUGAAACUGAUGCUGUUGCUAGAGGUAAUAUCGGGUGAGACUCUACCAAAGCCAGACAGAGGCAAGAUGAGGUUUCACAAGAUAGCCAACGUUAACAAAGCUCUAGACUUCAUCGCCAGCAAGGGGGUCAAGCUCGUAUCUAUCGGCGCAGAAGAAAUCGUAGAUGGAAAUUUAAAAAUGACACUUGGUAUGAUUUGGACCAUUAUUUUAAGAUUCGCCAUUCAAGACAUUUCUGUAGAAGAAAUGACGGCCAAAGAAGGUCUACUGCUUUGGUGUCAACGUAAAACAGCCCCCUACAAGAACGUAAACGUACAGAACUUCCACCUGUCCUUCAAAGAUGGUUUGGCUUUCUGCGCCCUCAUUCACAGACACAGGCCAGACCUCAUCGACUAUAACAAACUCUCCAAAGACAACCCGCUGGAGAACCUCAAUACUGCCUUUGAUGUUGCUGAGAAAUACCUCGACAUUCCGAGGAUGUUAGAUCCGGACGAUUUAAUCAACACUCCCAAGCCUGAUGAGCGUGCCAUCAUGACGUACGUGUCAUGCUACUAUCACGCCUUCCAGGGUGCUCAGCAGGUACAAGAGAACACAGCAAUGCCAGACGAAAGAGCAGUCAUGACAUAUGUGUCCUCCUACUACCAUCGGUUCUCUGGUGCACAGAAGGCUGAAACAGCAGCAAACAGAAUCUGCAAAGUACUCAAAGUUAACCAAGAAAAUGAAAGGUUAAUGGAAGAAUAUGAACGUCUAGCUAGCGAUCUUCUGGAAUGGAUCCGUCGCACGAUGCCAUGGUUGGCAUCUCGUCAAACCGACAAUUCAUUAGCAGGCGUCCAAAAGAAGUUGGAAGAGUACCGCACGUACCGCAGAAAGCACAAGCCCCCACGCGUCGAACAGAAGGCCAAAUUGGAGACCAAUUUCAACACCUUGCAAACCAAACUUAGGCUGUCCAACAGGCCCGCUUACAUGCCCACCGAAGGAAAGAUGGUUUCGGAUAUUGCGAAUGCAUGGAAAGGCCUGGAACAUGCAGAAAAGGCGUUCGAAGAAUGGCUUCUCUCAGAAAUGAUGCGUCUGGAACGUUUGGAGCAUCUGGCUCAGAAAUUCAAGCACAAAGCGGACGCUCACGAAGAAUGGACCAGAGGCAAAGAGGAGAUGCUCCAAAGCCAGGACUUCAGGCAGUGCCGUUUGAACGAACUGAAGGCUUUGAAGAAGAAGCACGAAGCGUUCGAAUCGGAUUUGGCCGCCCACCAGGACAGAGUCGAGCAGAUCGCCGCCAUUGCGCAAGAAUUGAACACUCUAGAGUACCACGAUAGCGCGACCGUGAACGCACGCUGCCAGCGCAUCUGCGAUCAAUGGGACCCGCCUGGGUGCUCUGACCCAGCGAAGGGAGACAGGCAUUGGACGAAGCGAGCGCAUCAUGGAGAAGAUCGACAUCCUCCAUCUGGAGUUCGCCAAACGGGCAGCUCCAUUCAACAACUGGUUGGACGGAACCAGGGAGGACCUGGUGGACAUCUUCAUCGUACAUACCGUCGAGGAGAUACAGGGCUGAUCGACGCACACAAUCAUUUCAAGGCAACAUUAGGAGAAGCAGACAAAGAAUACCAAAGCAUUGUAGGACUGGUUAGAGAAGUUGAAGCCAUCGUUAAGCAGCACCAAGUACCUGGAGGUUUGGAAAACCCCUACACAACUUUGACAGCUCACGAUUUGACAAGGAAAUGGGGAGAAGUUAGAACUCUCGUUCCCCAGAGAGAUGCUACUCUACAGGCCGAACUUAGAAAGCAACAGAAUAACGAAACUCUUAGACGUCAAUUUGCUGAGAAAGCUAAUGCUGUGGGGCCAUGGAUUGAACGUCAACUGGAUGCUGUUACUGCUAUUGGAAUGGGAGUUCAUGGAACACUGGAAGACCAACUGCACAGACUUAAAGAAUACGAACAAGGAGUUUAUGCUUACAAGCCACACAUUGAAGAACUGGAAAGGGUGCACCAGGCUGUACAGGAAAGCAUGAUAUUCGAAAACAGGUAA